Ixodes scapularis (black-legged tick) is the source of this 972-nucleotide messenger RNA. It is a transcript of the gene hh, whose product is annotated as sonic hedgehog protein. Gene Ontology annotation, molecular function: patched binding; calcium ion binding. The record is from RefSeq and is a predicted model, not a curated record. Gene Ontology annotation, biological process: cell fate specification; regulation of gene expression; multicellular organism development. Lineage: Eukaryota; Metazoa; Arthropoda; Arachnida; Ixodida; Ixodidae. The coding region runs from base 37 to 972 and encodes 311 amino acids. The transcript has 3 exons.
UGCAAGGACAAGCUGAACACGCUGGCCGUGUCGGUGAUGAACCAGUGGCCCGGAGUGCGUCUGCGCGUCACCGAGGGCUGGGACGAGGAGGGUCACCACGCGGCGCGCUCGCUGCACUACGAGGGCCGGGCCGUCGACCUGACCACCAGCGACAAGGAGCGCUCCAAGUACGGCAUGCUGGCCAGGCUCGCCGUCGAGGCCGGCUUCGACUGGGUCUACUACGAGUCCAGGACGCAUAUCCACUGCUCCGUCAAAUCCGAGUCUUACGGAGCUGCGCGGUCUGGUGGCUGCUUCCACGGGAGCGACCGCGUUCAGACGAGGCAUGGUACCAAGAGCCUUUCCGAGCUGCUGCUUGGAGACGAAGUGAUGGCCCUGGCUUCGGACGGCGGGCUCGUUUUCACGGAGGUGAUCAGCUUCUUGGAUCGGGAUCCGAGCGCCGAAAGGCUCUUCUACCGCGUGGAGACAGAGUCCGGACGCACCGUCAGCUUCACGCCAGCGCAUCUGGUCUACUACACAGCGACCGCCGACGGAGUUCCCAGGCCUACGUUCGCCGCUCGCCUCGUACCUGGAGGCUACAUUCUGAGUGGAGGAAGUGCGGGCGCCGCUGUGGACGGCGGUGCUUCGUCGCUGCGUCUGGAACGCGUUCGAGACGUGACGGCGAAUGUGGCGACCGGUGUGUUCGCGCCGCUGACGCGCGAGGGCACGCUGCUCGUGAACGGGGUGGCGGCGUCGUGCUACGCCGCCGUCGAGGAUCAGGCGCUGGCGCACUGGGCCUUCCUCCCCGUCAGGCUGUGGGAGGACGUGAAAGACUCCGCGCUGUCUUUACUGCGCGCGACGGGUACCCUGGUCAGGCGGGCCGACGGCCGCCCCCAUGGACCACAGCAAAGCUCGCUCGUGGGCGUGCACUGGUACGCGGAACUGUUGUACGGAGUGUUCUACAGACUGCUUCCCAAGUCGUAUCUUCUGGACUGA